This is a messenger RNA of Podarcis muralis (Common wall lizard), 3465 nucleotides long. It is a transcript of the gene PPP5C, whose product is annotated as protein phosphatase 5 catalytic subunit. NCBI's taxonomy places the organism in Eukaryota, Metazoa, Chordata, Lepidosauria, Squamata, Lacertidae. Gene Ontology annotation, molecular function: protein binding; hydrolase activity. The record is from RefSeq and is a predicted model, not a curated record.
UUACGGCCCGGCGGCGAUGGCGGAGGGAGAGCGGGCGGAGAGCGGCGGCGGCGGCGGCGGGAGCUCCGGGCGGCCGCCUCAGGAGGGCGAGCCGGGGGCGCUGGAGCGGGCCGAGGCCCUCAAGACACAGGCCAACGACUUCUUCAAAGCAAAGGACUAUGAGAACGCCGUGAAGUAUUACACCCAGGCCAUUGAACUGAACCCCACCAACGCCAUCUACUAUGGCAACCGGAGCCUGGCCUACUUGCGGACGGAAUGCUAUGGCUACGCCCUGGCCGACGCCACCAAGUCCAUCGAGCUGGACAAGAAGUACAUCAAAGGCUAUUACAGGCGGGCCACCAGCAACAUGGCCCUGGGCAAGUUCAAGGCAGCCUUGCGGGACUAUGAGACGGUUGUCAAGGUGAAGCCGAACGACAAGGAUGCUAAGAUGAAGUAUCAGGAGUGCAAUAAGAUUGUGAAGCAGAAGGCUUUCGAGAGGGCCAUCGCCAGUGACGAGCACAAGCGGUCUGUGGUUGACUCCCUGGACAUAGAGAACAUGACCAUUGAGGACGAGUACAGUGGCCCGAAGCUGGACAAUGGGAAAGUGACGCUUGCGUUCAUGAAGGAAUUAAUGCAGUGGUACAAGGAUCAAAAGAAGCUCCACAGGAAAUGUGCCUAUCAGAUCUUGGUGCAAGUGAAAGAGGUGCUAUCAAAACUCCCCACCCUAGUAGAAACGACGUUAAAAGAGACAGAGAAAAUAACUGUUUGCGGAGACACCCACGGACAGUAUUAUGACCUCCUGAAUAUAUUUGAAUUGAACGGGCUGCCGUCGGAAACAAAUCCAUAUAUAUUCAACGGGGACUUUGUUGAUCGUGGCUCCUUCUCCGUGGAGGUGAUCCUGACGCUCUUCGGUUUUAAGCUGCUAUAUCCAGAUCAUUUCCACCUACUUCGAGGGAACCACGAAACGGACAAUAUGAACCAGAUCUAUGGGUUUGAGGGAGAGGUCAAAGCCAAAUACACAGCCCAGAUGUUUGAGCUCUUCAGUGAGGUCUUUGAGUGGCUACCUCUGGCGCAGUGCAUCAACGGCAAAGUCUUGAUAAUGCACGGUGGCCUCUUCAGUGAAGACGGCAUAACGUUAGACGAUAUCAGGAAGAUCGAGAGGAAUCGGCAACCUCCAGAUUCGGGUCCCAUGUGCGACUUGCUCUGGUCAGACCCUCAACCCCAGAACGGCCGGUCCAUCAGCAAGCGUGGCGUGAGCUGCCAGUUUGGGCCCGACGUCACCAAAAGCUUCCUUGAGCGCAACCACCUAGAUUACAUCAUCCGCAGCCACGAAGUCAAGCCGGAAGGGUAUGAGAUGGCUCACGAUGGCAAGUGCGUCACUGUCUUCUCUGCCCCCAACUACUGUGACCAGAUGGGCAAUAAGGGUUCCUACAUCCACUUGCAAGGCUCAGACUUGCGGCCGGAAUUCCACCAGUUCACAGCAGUGCCUCAUCCAAACGUCAAGCCAAUGAUGUAUGCCAAUUCGCUGCUGCAAAUGGGGAUGAUGUAAGCUGCCCUCCAGCUCUGCCAGCUUGCCCCCCCCACCUUCUUGCCAGGAGACCCCUGCGCUAGGCAAACAACAAAUCCCCCUUCCUUCCUUCCUUUUUUUUUUGGGUUACAUUUCCUUCCAACAUCAGCCUUCACUACAAAGCAAGGGAUAUUUUGUCAGGUGGGCUGGUGGUUACGGCUGAGCAUCUCCUGCAGGGUGUGUGUGUGCUGAGGACUGCGUCUGUAAUACCCCCCACCCACCCCCCAGAAGGCAGAUACUGUCCCAGGGCGACCCUCGCCUUUGCUAGCGUUGCGUAAUGCGCACAGGCAACACGAGAAAACGGCAGCCAGAACGUUAGAUAACAAUUUUUUUUUAAUAUAUCGGAAGACUGUAUUUAUUCCUUACCGACUCUGAUUUUUCCCCCUGCCCUCCCACCGGUUCUCCUUCAUCUUUUCCCAGCUUGAAAGCAGUCACGAUUCUGCAACCCACCAGCCUAGAGGAGUGGGGCGGAGGUUGAGGGCUGCCUUUGCCAGCCUCUCCCCUCUUCCCCUCCUCCAGCUGAUGGCUGUAGUCCCGGAAGAUCAGAGCUCAACUCCGUUAGGUGUGUGCAAACACACCCGACCCCUUCCACCUUUCCCGUGGGUUCUGCGUCGCCGCAGAGAAACUGUUCGGUUUGCCCAGGCGCUCAGAGCUCAAGGGGAAGAGCUGUUCCGUUACCUCUUUCUUGCGCCACCUUGUCAUAGCGACAAGGGGUCUUCAGUCUGUGGGCGAGGAUGGCUUCUCAGCCUAGCUGCCCGCCAGCUCUAAUCUCUUCCCGGGUACUUUGUUGGUCCUAUCAUCAUGUUCCCAGCUAGCCUAAGCCGAAAACCCCAGAGGAAUGUGUAGCCUGUUUGCAUGUUUGUGUGUGUGAAUUUUUCCAUCCUGAUGCCAACUGUGGAUUAGCCUCAGCUGGGCUAUUACUGGCCACCGUCCCCAGCUCAGUACGGAGCAGGGGAGGGGGGCUUCUGGUAAUUUUGGGGUGGAGACAGGAAGGGGAUUGGGGAAGGGGAUUCGGGAAUUGUGUAGGGCUGACCCUUGGCUUUUGGGCCCCCUUCAUUCCAGCCUCGCAGGGAUUGUUACGCGUUCCGGGGAGGGGAAAAUUCAUCGGGGCAUUUUGACGACUCUCCCGUCUUGAGAUCUGCAGGCUUCGGGGAUCCGUUUGUCCAGGGGGUGGGGAGACUUAACACCGCUUCCGGGGCUUUAUCCUCUCAAGAUCCUUCUCGACCUCUUCCCUGUGACUGAUUUGGAGGGAUCACUCUUUUAGUCCAGGAUAUGCUGCUGGUGGGAUCUCGGGAAGGUCAGGGUCCUCUCUCUAGUUGGGACCUUCCAAUUCUGAUAUUGCACAAGCUUGGUUUCUUGAGAGAGAGAGAGAGAGAGAGAGAGAGAGAGAGAGACAAAGACCUCAAUCUCAGCGGAGAUGUGCAGAAUCUGUCUUGUGGCUCCUGGUUCCCUCCCUUCCUUCCCCUAGCUUGUGCGUUUUACGUUUUUGUCGCCAGAGGAUAAAACUGCCUGGGGGUGGGGGAAUCAGGCCUGAGGGGACCAGCUUUGCCAAAGGGCUGAAGAACUGGGAAAUGGAGAAAUUUGGUGGUUUGUUUGUUUUUUUGUUGCUCCUAUUCCCCGCCCCCCCAAACACCCACACCUUCUUGGGACCUUCCCUUCUUGCUCCCGCUCUGGCAAGGCAUCGUCAUUUCGGCUUUUCCAAACUGAAACGAGGCUGCUUUCUUCCCCUAUCGUGGCCGAAAAGAGAAACCAGCGAAUAUUCCAGAAGCACUUUGGAGGUUCUUAUUUCCAUGCUGACCAUGGAGGGUUUUUAUACAUCCAGGAUUUCCUCUCCACUCGCCCUCCUACCUAUUUGAGCUAUUUUACUGUCUGUAAUUAAACAAAAGAUGUUAAAAUAAAGUAACUAUUGAAAGACCUGC